GUGAGACCAUUCGCGUCAGUUCCAGUCAGGUCGUGACACUCGAAGCUCGAUGCGCGAUUCUAUGUAAGUUGCGCCUUGCGCGUGUCCACGACGAGUUUACGAAUUUGCGACUGUGAAAGUGACCGAUGAGUUUUCACGGAAAUUUACCCCCGGAAACGGCAUAAUGGACAUCGUUUAUGGUGGCGGGUGUGGAUUUUGUUUAUAUUUUUCCUAUUGAAAGAAUUUAAUAGUGAUUUUUUUAAUUGUGAUAUGGUUAUAUUUACAAAAUUGUUAGUUCAGCGAUAACCUGAUUGAUGACUGAUUUUUACAUGGUGCUGGAACCUAGUAUGUUUCUUGUUUCCUGUUUCCUGCAACAUGGUCCGACCAGCGAUCUGGACACGUUCCUGUGCAAGCAGGACUGGGAGCGACCGCUGGAAGAAGAGUUGGAAAAGCCCCGUCGAGAUUCAGUACCACAGAUCGAUGACUUCUUUGAACCAAAUCAUCCAAACCACAAUAACAAUUCGAACAGCAACGCCAGACACCAGGCUAUGAGCUACGUCUCUAUGAGAUCGCUGCCAGGCUCAGAAGAUGACGCAUUUUUACGGCCUCCAGCACUCUGGGAAGAUAUCGCAAGUAGUAUUCAAAACAUCGACCCUGAAAACGCCAACAUGUUGGGAGUUAGUCCAGGGCAUGUAAAGUUGGAGGCAGUUGAUGAUUUGACUGUUAGUUGUGGAACAACAGCACCGAGUCCUUUAUUGUCUCCUUUAGAAAUUAAAACCGAAAAAGUUCUCCAACAACCCUGUCCGACGUUACAUCUACUAGGCACCCCCACCAGCCCAUACACGCAACCACAGCCGACAAGUCCCCAACACCAUCCUUCCCACUAUCACCCGCAACAACCGAUGCACCACCCUCACAACAAUAAUAACCAAUACAAAUAUAACAACGUCACUCAAGGGGCGCAGACAGGGCCGGCUCCAGGCAAUGCGCUUUACCCUAUGCCCUCACGGCUCAUGUAUGUUUCCCCGCUAACACCCCCAAAUUCAGAACCUGGUUCGCCCGGGGGGGCGUUGCCGCGCAGGACGCCACCGCCCCCCUAUCCCGCCCCAGGAUGUCCUCAACAGACCCCGGCCGCCGCCGUACCGCGAAUAAGUGGAGUGAAGUACAAUAGGAGAAAUAACCCAGAACUGGAAAAGAGGCGGAUUCACCAUUGUGAUUUUAUAGGUUGUACGAAAGUGUAUACAAAAAGCUCACAUCUGAAAGCGCAUCAAAGAAUACAUACAGGUGAAAAACCUUAUCAAUGCCAGUGGCCCGAAUGCGAGUGGCGGUUUGCACGAUCCGAUGAAUUAACGCGCCAUUACCGCAAACAUACAGGCGCUAAACCAUUUAAGUGUGGUGUAUGCGAACGCUCUUUUGCUCGUAGCGACCAUUUAGCGUUGCACAUGAAGCGUCAUCUACCGAAAACGGCCAAAUGAAUAACUUUGCCAUCCCAUUAAGAGUUUUUAUGUUUUAUUUAUAUGUCACUUUACACGAGCACAUUCCUUUAUUUAUGAUUCGAUUAUAAUUCUAGAGAUUCUAAAAUUCAUUCGAGGACAUCCUAGAAAUAGAUCAGAUUGUAUUGUCAUAAGCGAAAGUAUUUGUACUGACAUUUAUAAUUUAAAUUAUUUGAAAUUCGUUUAAGUUGUUUUCGAAACGUGAGUUUCGAUUCACGUUAAUAAGAAAGGGUACUUUGAGCAAUUAUUUCAUCCUCCUCGUAUACAUUUCUCUUAUUAUACCUUAAAAUAUUUGAAUACUAGUAAGCUUAGUUGUGAAAUAAAAA
Molecule: messenger RNA, 1798 nt
Organism: Diorhabda sublineata
Lineage: Eukaryota; Metazoa; Arthropoda; Insecta; Coleoptera; Chrysomelidae
Product: Krueppel-like factor 5
Exons: 7
Coding region: 294-1454 (386 amino acids)
Biological process (GO): regulation of transcription by RNA polymerase II
Molecular function (GO): DNA-binding transcription factor activity, RNA polymerase II-specific; RNA polymerase II cis-regulatory region sequence-specific DNA binding
Source: RefSeq, a predicted model, not a curated record